This is a messenger RNA of Lagenorhynchus albirostris (white-beaked dolphin), 1574 nucleotides long. It is a transcript of the gene COMT, whose product is annotated as catechol-O-methyltransferase. Gene Ontology annotation, cellular component: dendrite; axon; membrane. Gene Ontology annotation, molecular function: catechol O-methyltransferase activity; magnesium ion binding. Gene Ontology annotation, biological process: dopamine metabolic process; developmental process; catecholamine catabolic process. The transcript is spliced from 5 exons. Lineage: Eukaryota; Metazoa; Chordata; Mammalia; Artiodactyla; Delphinidae. The coding region runs from base 174 to 989 and encodes 271 amino acids. The record is from RefSeq and is a predicted model, not a curated record.
AGCGCCCGACAGGUCCCAGCAGCAUCGCCAUAACCGCCGCCGCCGCCGCCGCCGCCGCCGCCGCCUGGGGCCUCGGCCGUGUCGGGCUGCCCGCCGCGCUGCCUGCGCCGACGACCGACGGAGACGCGAGAGGAGUCCCGCCGGGUAGAGCCCCGCCCAUUGCCCCAUCACAGAUGCUGGAGGCCCCACCCCUGCUGCUGGCAGCUGGCGCCCUUGGCCUGGUGUUGCUGGCGCUGCUGUGGCUGCUGCAGGCCUUGCGACUCUGGGGCCUGUUCAUCAUUGGCUGGAACGAGCUUGUCCUGCACCCCGUCCGCAACCUCCUCAUGGGCAACAGCAAGGAGCAGCGCAUUCUGCACCAUGUGCUGCAGCACGCUGUGGCCGGGGACCCGCAGAGCGUGCUGGACGCCAUCGACGCCUACUGCUCGCAGAAGGAGUGGGCUAUGAACGUGGGCGACAAGAAAGGCCAGAUCGUGGACGCCGUGUUGAGGGAGCAGCGUCCCUCGGUGCUGCUGGAGCUGGGUGCCUACUGUGGCUACUCGGCCGUGCGAAUGGCCCGCCUGCUGCUGCCCGGCGCCCGGCUGCUCACCAUUGAGCUCAACCCUGACUACGCCGCCAUCACCCAGCAGAUGGUGGACUUCGCAGGCCUGCAGGACAGGGUGACCGUUGUCGUCGGGGCAUCCGAGGACAUCAUCCCCCAACUGAAGAAGAAAUAUGACGUGGACACUGUGGACAUGGUCUUCCUCGAUCACUGGAAGGACCGGUACCUGCCAGACAUGCUCCUCCUGGAGGAGUGUGGCCUGCUGCGGAAGGGGACAGUGUUGCUGGCCGACAACGUCAUCUGUCCGGGGACACCAGAGUUCCUGGAGUACGUGCGUGGGAACAGCCGCUUCGAGUGCACGCACUUCAGCUCGUUCCUUGAGUACUCACAGGUGGUGGAUGGCCUGGAGAAGGUCGUCUACAAGGGCCCGGGCAGCCCUGCACAGCCUUGACCGCCCACCCUGCCCCAGCUCCCUGGCCAAGCUGGAUUCUGAAGGGUGUGGUGGCCCUACUCCUAGCUGCCCCGUGUCUGCAAUGUGUGCAUCUGUCCUCAGUGCAACACCCUCAAGGCCUGCGAGGCCCAGGCCUGCCCGCGCUGGCCCCUGCAUGUGGGUCCACCCCAAGCGCUACCAGCUCACCUUGCAAAAUCACUACAGUAAAUCUGGAAAAGUAUCUGACUGUAAAGGCCAGCUCAGGCAGGUGGUGUCCAUGACAGUGUCACACCCCCACCCCCACCCCCACCCCCACCCCCCAGCAUUCGUCAGUCUUCUGAUUCAGGAAGUCAGAAGUCAGGGAACUGGGGCUGUGCACUCACACAGCCUGCCCUUGAGGUCUGCCGUCACCAGGUGGCAGCAAUGCCUCAGUGAUGGCACCAUAACCAACAACUCACCCCACACUUCGGACUCCUGAGUUCUUUCACUUCCUUAAGAAUGAAAUGCCACUUCUUUACUAAAAUCAUCUGUUAACAAUUUUAUAUACCAAUAUCAUGUUUAAAUGAUAGUAAAAUAGAAAUUAAAAAUCUAAAUAUUUAGGUAAGA